CUGUAACCGCAGCCACAUAAUGUUCUAAAAAGUACCUAUUUUGUGUUGGUCUAUCAUAUAAUAUGGCAAUAAAAUUCAGAAAAGUUUGUGGUUCUGACAAAAUGUGAAAACCUUCGAGAGGUAUGAAUGAUUUUACAAGAUGCUGGAUCUGUUUAUUUCACUUGCUUUUGCACAUUUCUCUGAUUACUGGAAUUCACUAGUAACCCUACUGUUUCCUGGGUUUAUAGGCAGCACAAUAUCUGCAUGAAGAAGCUGCCAGGUACCCACGGAAAAUUCAUUACCACAAUCCUCCUGACCUGGCUAUGGAGGCCCUGGAAUUGCAUUUCCGUCUGAGUGCCUCCAUCCUUAAAUUGCUACAAGCUGCUGAGUCUAAUCUGGAUCACGACCUUUUAUUUAACCUCCUGGUUGAAGCAGCAACUGGGCCAUUCGCAAAGGGGGAAGAGAAGAGUAUGCCAAGCUUGCCAAGGUCCAAUGAAAAAGAAAAACCGCCUACGAUGAUGGAAGAAGAAUUUAAUUGUUCCUCAGUUUGCAUAGGGAACGUCCUCAGCUCCUCCCCAGCCUCUGCUGCCACCCCAGCUGUAACUUCCCCUCCUUACGUGGCCACGCCAUUUGACCACGAUUACGCCAAACGCAAAACACUCCGAAGGCAGCAGUGGCAGCAGCAACGGCAUGAGGAGCAGCAGGCUGAUGGUACAGUCCCAGUCCUAGACACUGCCUCUGGGGUUGGGCUCUUUGCCAUUUUUGCACCGGGACAGAAAGGCCCACUGGGGAGCGCUCAGAUUGCUAAUCACCAUGCUCAAUGGCUUCAUUUUCAGUCACUACUGUCCCCAUGCACUGGGUGAUUGGGAUGUGGCGAAAUGUGCAAUAUGGCUUCUGAUUAUUUGGCUAAUAAGCUUUCCAUGGAAAAUGAUAGCUACUUUGGUUGGCUGAGAGCAUUUGGGCUUAUAUGUUUUUCAUAUUUGUGCAUGUGGGGUUGUAACAUCAGUCUUUUGUGGCUUCUUCCUCUCACUGGGAAUUUAAAGUUUUUGUUUCUCCUAAAGCAUCUUCAGCUUUUUGUGUCACAUUUACACACGUCUGGUGUUGUUUCAGCAUCCAUCAGCUGUUAUUUAGCACCACACACAAAAAAAGCUGCAAAUUUGCUGUGAACUUGAAUAUAGAGCAUGUUAAGCUUAGCUGCAUAAACAUUGCAUUGUCUACAUUUCCAAGUACUUGUCCAUGUCUGAUACAUAUUUAUUAUUAAGGUUAAAUAUGUAACAGACUUUGGCAACCAUUUUAAGCAGCCUCAAAAAACAAGGUUCCAAAAUUAUUUGAUUUAAUUCGUUUUUUGGGAUUUUUGUUUCGUGUUCAGUGUUGUAAAAUCCAUUUAGAAACUGCCCCUAUUGGAAUUUUGAGACCAAUUCCAAUUCUGCAUAUUGCUUUUUUUAGGAGCUGUGAUAUAAAAAGACAUAAGAACAGCCUUAUUAAUAUUUUCUUCAGUUGUUGCUGCAUUGAGCAAUCACUUAUUUAUAUCAGGAACCCAAGCAAAUUCACAUGGGUGCUUGAGAGACCAGGCACGGUAAAAUUGGGUUUUAUUAUUACUUCCAGACAAAGACAUAAUGAGAAUGUAGAUCAUUCCCUUAACUGUAAGACUACCAAAAAGCUUCUGACAUUUCAAAAACCAGCAUAUUUCCCAUCAGACAUAAGUUAAAAGCUGUUGUCUGUUUAGCCUUCCUGUGUUGUGCUGAAAAAUGUUAGCUCUCUCACUCUCUUUAGCUGCCUGAAUAAAUUCCAGGCAUGCCUCAACAGUAGGAAAUAUAGUUUCCUUUGAAAUGACUUCCUACAUCUUUGUGCUUCCUCUGGCUUAAUUUGAAACAUGGAAAAUAUCUACCUCUGAAUCUUUUUCACUCAGUGACCACAUCCACACCAAUGAGUG
Molecule: messenger RNA, 1912 nt
Organism: Girardinichthys multiradiatus
Lineage: Eukaryota; Metazoa; Chordata; Actinopteri; Cyprinodontiformes; Goodeidae
Product: calcineurin-binding protein cabin-1-like
Exons: 3
Coding region: 303-842 (179 amino acids)
Biological process (GO): chromatin organization
Cellular component (GO): nucleus
Molecular function (GO): nucleosome binding
Source: RefSeq, a predicted model, not a curated record